AUGGCUAUUGUUUUACGAUAUGUUGAUAAAAAAGGAUUUGUAGUGGAAGCAUUUAUUGGACUUGUUCAUGUUAAAGAUACCAGUGCUUUAUCUCUAAAGAAAAUAAUUGUUAAUGUGCUUGAUAAACAUUCAUUAAGUUUAUUUUAUGUACGCGGACAAUGUUAUGAUGGAGCAAGUAAUAUGCAAGGUGAUAUCAAUGGUCUUAAAAUGUUGAUUAAGAAAGAAAGUAAAUCGGCUCAUUCUAUUCAUUGUUUUGCUCAUCAACUUCAACUAACUCUUGUCGCGGUUUCAAAAAAAUGCGUUCAAGUGGGAGAACUUGUGUUAUUGGUUUCAAAUAUUUUGAAUGUGUUGGGAGCUUCUUUUAAACGAAUGGAUGAAUUACGACAAUCUCAAAAAGAUAAUCUUCAAAAUGCAUUAGAUAUGGAUGAAAUAGAAACAGGUAGAGGUUUGAAUCAAGAACUUGGUCUUAUUAGAGCCGAUGCAAAUACUUUAGAUGAAAGAGCUAAAGCAUCAGGAUAUCUUAGAAGUUUUCAAACUUAUGAGGUUGCUUUCAUGUUACAUUUGAUGAAAGAUAUUUUGGGAAUCACUUAUGAUCUUAAUAUAUCACUACAGAAAAGGGAACAAGAUAUUGCAAACGCCAUGAUACUUGUUGAAGUAGCCAAAAAAAGGCUUCAAAAACUAAGAGAUGAUGGAUGGGAGCCACUUAUCAAUAAAAUAUCUAUGUUUUGUAUCAAACAUGACAUCUUGAUACCCAAUUUUGAUGAGCCCUAUUCUAACUCUGGAAGAUCACGGCGUAAAAUUGUUGAUCAUACUGUUUUACAUCAUUUUCAUGUGGAAGUAUUUUAUAAGAUUAUUGAUUGGCAACUUCAAGAACUUAAUGAUCGUUUCAAUGAGUUGACAAGUGAUUUGUUUCAUGGAGUAGCUUGCUUGAAUCCAGUUAAUUCAUUUUCUAGUUUUGACAUCGAAAAAAUAAUGAGAAGGACUGAAUUAUAUCCUGAUGACUUUGAUCAAUUUAGUAUGGGCGUCCUUCAGAAUCAGCUUGCCAAUUACAUUAUCGAUGUACGCGAUACUGAUAAAAGAUUCUCUGAUUUAGGUGGACUUGGUGAACUUUCAAGAAAAUUGGUAGAGACAAAGAAAAACUUAACUUAUCCACUUAUAUUUCGCUUAGUGAAAUUUGCUUUGCUUUUGUCAGUUGCUACUGCAACGGUUGAAAGAGCUUUCUCGGCAAUGAAGUAUAUUAAAAAUGACUUGCGAAAUCGAAUGGAUGAUGAGUUUUUAGACGUAAGGGUUCCCCUCUCUCAAAAAAAAGAAUAUGCUAAUCGUUACCGAUACCAGGCAGAGUUGCUUUUCCUUGCUCCAGAGGAGAUUGGUAUUGGUAGAGUCGCAUUCAACCCCGUCUUUUUGCCCUUUGGCUGGUAA
Solanum tuberosum (potato) is the source of this 1419-nucleotide messenger RNA. Its product is annotated as zinc finger MYM-type protein 1-like. The transcript has 3 exons. NCBI's taxonomy places the organism in Eukaryota, Viridiplantae, Streptophyta, Magnoliopsida, Solanales, Solanaceae. The record is from RefSeq and is a predicted model, not a curated record. The coding region runs from base 1 to 1419 and encodes 472 amino acids.